Molecule: messenger RNA, 4156 nt
Organism: Halichondria panicea
Lineage: Eukaryota; Metazoa; Porifera; Demospongiae; Suberitida; Halichondriidae
Product: serine/threonine-protein phosphatase 4 regulatory subunit 1-like
Exons: 20
Coding region: 129-3956 (1275 amino acids)
Biological process (GO): protein dephosphorylation
Molecular function (GO): protein binding; protein phosphatase regulator activity
Source: RefSeq, a predicted model, not a curated record
GCGGCUUAUAAUGGAGGCUAGCGAGAAGCAAUUAAAGGUCAAAGGUCAUUGAACCGUUCGAUCGACCAUAAGAAAAUUCAUAUUUGGCAAGCCAUGGCGUGUGUGUAUUAGCGUUGUGCGAGGACUCCAUGAUGGCAGAAUUGAGGUUGGACUUGUCAAAAAUUGACAGUGAUUUGGAAGCACAAUAUGAUGACCAGGACGAUAUACCCGAUGAUGACGAGGAGUGUGUGGAAGACCUGGACCCGCUAGUGGACAACCUCUCUCCUGAUGACCUCCUCUCUCCUCUAGAGAAACUUCAGAAGUACUUCCAAAGCGAUGAUGUUGGGGAAAGGGACAUAGCUCUGAGGAUCAUACCUGAUGCAGUCCAGUGCGUGAGCAGCUUUGCAGAGUUUGAUCUCCUAUUAGACGUUGUGUUUGCCCUGGCCUCCGACUAUGAGCCUUGUAUUCGUAUCAACGUGCUGGCCAACCUCUCACCUUUGCUGGAGCGCAACGCUGCCCUACGAGGUGAUGGGGCUGAGUUUGCCCCAGAGAAUGAGGAGAGAUUGUUUGGGAUACCAGUCAAGAUGCUCGUGGACAUCAACCUGCAGGUACGCAGGGCUAGCCAGAACUUUGUAGUGAGUCUACUGGAGGACGAGAGAGGCAACAAAGGUAAUCUGCUGAGUCAGCUGUGCCCGAUGAUCAAGCGCUGCCUUGGCAAGGACGAGAACUAUGACCUCAGAAUGGACACUGUCCUGAUGCUUGGGCGUAUUGCUGGUAUCCUUGGUCGGGAGUUGAUUGUGGAGCACUUUGUUCCCCUCCUUCCCUCUCUGGCACUGGACACCAUGUUCCAUGUACGCAAGGCCUACGUCAUGAGUUGCAGGGAGCUGUGUCCUGUACUGGGAGAGGACGAUGCAGAGGAACAUCUGCUGCCGCUAUUCUUUAAGCUGUGUAAGGACGAGGUGUGGGGAGUGCGUAAGGCGUGUGCCGAUGUGUUCACUGAUGUGUCUGCCUCGUGUAACCUUGGUACCCGUCACGACAAGCUCACUCCAGUCUAUCUCAGCCUACUGCACGAUGACUCAAGAUGGGUCCGCAAGGCUGCAUUUCAGUCGCUGGGUGCUUUUAUCUCCACCUUCUAUGUUCCCGGGACUUCCCCUGACCUAGACGAUAGCCUACCCCCUCUCAGUGACUCGUUCCUAGACACUGAACAACUAUCCACUAGUAGUACAGGGCAAUCGACCUCUGACCCCUCCACCAUCACCAGUACCGGGGGAUCGACCUCUGACCCCACCACCAGUACCGAGCAAUCGACUUCUGACUCCUCGACCACAAGCAGUAUCGGGAAAUCAACCUCUGACCCCUCCACUAGCAGCAGUACUGAGCAAUCAACCUCUGACCCCACCACCAGUACUGGGCAAUCGACCUCUGACCCCUCCAUAGAGACACGACACACAGAGUCCACACCGCCAGUGGUAGACGUUAAUUCAAAUUCCGAGGAAUCAAAAGAGGUUGUGUUUGUUCCUAGUGAGAUAGCGCGCACUAGUAGCCAAGAAUCUCUCGAGAAGUCACUGCAAGACAUGACAGUAGAGGAUUUAGAACUGCUUGAAAGUACCCCCCUCGAUAAAGGUCACGACCUUUGUGCUGACGAGAGCACCCCCCUCGAUAAAGGUCAUGAUCUCUGUGCUGAGGAAAGCGAGGAGAACGACAUUCUAGACAGUGCCAUAAAGAAGAUAGGUGUACAGUCACCUUUGACCCUUGACGAGCCGCUAGUCAUACACCCACCACCAAUCAAAUCAGUCAAACUAGACGGAGAAGAGGAGGCAGCAAAUAAUAAAACUGACAACUCCAAGAGAGAUGAUAUGCACACACAAUCUGACAAUAAUGGAAACAGAGGUCCAGCAGGGCAGACCCCCCGCCCUGAUUACACCAGACCCCCCGGGGAGAUAUCCAAACACAGCCGAUUGGCUGAGCUACUACAAGACGACAGUGCUCGGAUACGAAGCAGCUCUGAAGGGUCGUCAUUCAAGUCGUACUUUGACCCCGUGUUACGCGGUGAGAUGGGUAGUACCUCUAAGAAGAGGAGGUGGUCCCUCGACAAGAACAACACCACCUCUCAGGUUCGUGUGUUCAUUCACUCUGUGUCUGGGAAGGUGAUGGAACAGGAUAUGUCUGUAGUUGACCACGCCCCCUUAUCACCAGACACACCCACUGACCUCACACACAACGCCACGACAACCAACUCUGUUGCCAUGGAUAUCACACUGGAGGGUAUGGACAGCUUGCCCUCUGACCUCAACAUGUUCUCAGACCUCGGUCAGGAGGUGGUCCCUGAUGAGCUGAUGGAGAGCUACCUGAGCAUGACAGAGCAGGUGAAGGCCCAGGUGGUGGACACUGACCUACCCUACUACUGUGCCUACUCUCUGCCUGGUGUGGCCCUCACUCUAGGUCAUGAGUACUGGGACAUUGUCAGACCAACCUUCUCACUGCUGGCCUCUGACAUGCAGUGGCGCAUCCGUCGAGUGCUGUCCUUCUGUCUGCACGAGCUGGCCAAGGUGGUGGGAGAGGAGCGGAUGGUGGGAGACAUACUGCCAGUGUUUGAGGAAUACUGCACCAAGGACAUUGAUGAUGUGAAGAUAGGAGCUCUCUCCCAUCUGGCCGAGUUCUUCGAGUUGCUGCCCACUGGUCUGCGUAGCCGUCACCUCCCAGCAGUGUUGCACGGUCUGCAAGAUAUGGAGAAUGAAAAGAACUGGCGAUAUAGGAACCUCCUAGCAGAACAACUGGUGCUGCUCUGUGACCUGUUUGACUGUGACUAUCUGGAACGCCACGUUUAUCCUGUUGCAUUAGCACUGGCCGAGGACAAGGUCGCAGAGGUCAGAGCCACGGCAACACUUGUGCUGGGUGUGAUCCUCCAGAAGCUGUCACAGAUGGAUCUAAACAAGUGCAGGGCUAUUCUCAAUCAGCUCAAGUCUUAUGGCUCCAAUGAUAAGUGGCUCUACAGGUUAAUGUAUGUGAAACAGUGUGAGACGUUCCUAUUGGACGGACGGAUAUCAUGUGAGCUGUUUGCCAGCGAGUGUCUCCCCAUUCUCCUCCAGCUAGCCAGGGACAAAGUUCCCAAUGUCAGAAUAGCAGUGGCUAGGAUGAUCAAGGAGUCAGUGCUCAAAAUAGAUUACUUCCAGACGGAGAACAAAGAGACCUUCUCCCUGGAGGAGCUGCAGAUCACACUGGAGUGUCUCCAACACGACCAGGACAGGGACGUCAAGUUCUUUGCUGGGGGAGAGGUCAGCGACACCAGGAGGCUGAUGAUGCUCCCUGUGCAGUGGUAUGCUCAGAGGCAGCGUUCUGAGUCCCACAACAGCAACGACCAAUAUCAGGACGCACUGGAGGACCAAUCAGAUAACAAGCCACGCCCACUUUCCCUCACAAUGGCCGGGGUUCUCGCUAUGUCUUUUCAGAAUCAUAAAAAGUCACCAACUACAAACUAUGGAAGUUUGGAUGCUCCCAAAAUUCAAGACACCACCGUCAAAUCUGAAGAAAGGUCUCAGGAUACUACUGUAGAAUCUCAGGAUACUGCUAUGGAAACUCAGGAUACUAUGACAGAGCCCGAUACUACGACAGAGCACGAUACUACUAUCGAACCCACUGUAGAGCCUCAGGAUACUACUAUGGAAUCUCAGGAUACUACUGUGGAGCCUCAGGAUACUACUGUGGAAUCUCAGGAUACUACUGUGGAGCCUCAGGAUACUACUGUGGAGCCUCAGGAUACUACUGUGGAAUCUCAGGAUACUACUGUGAAAUCUCAGGAUACUACUGUGGAGCCUCAGGAUACUACUGUUGAAAUCACUGUGGAUUGUAGAGACAAUUUCGAAGCUGUCGCUAAUAGUAACUAUGCAACAACAAUGGAUGGGACACAACUCGUGGACAACAAUAAUUUAGCAACAAAUCAAAAUACUAGUCUGGAUAAUAGUGAAGAGCGAGUGUGAGAGGCUCUACUCUUCUAGCAUCAGUGAAUCAAUGCAAGCAGCUCUCUAUAGUGUUCUCUAUAGUGGUGGACCUCUUUAGCUUUAAACACACACACACACACUCUAGGUAUGUCUUUGCACGUAUACAAUUGUUAUUGUUGGCUAUUUUGAAGUUUAUAAUUAUAUUUAUGCUUCUGUGUUUUUAAUGAAGCUAAAAGAAA